AAGUGGGUGUGUCAGAUAUAGGGAGACAUACAAAACGUGCAGUGCUUCAUGGAGAGAGCCCACAUGCCUCUAUAUUGUAGUCGUUUCAUGGUUGCACCCUGCAAACGGACUUUGGGAAACACUUCUGACCACAGGUCCAGAAUGUUCAGACGAUGCUGGAGGAAGUUGUGGCGUCCAGAGAGGCCAUAUACUGGCUCAGUGACUGAGUUCAGAAAUUCGGAGAUGUCAACCCAAAAUGAGAAACCCUUUCACACACCGGUCAUGGUGAAGGAAGUGUUGCAGUUUCUGGACAUCAAAGCAGGGCAGGUGGUCCUGGACUUGACCUUUGGGGCCGGAGGUCACUCGAAGGCCAUCCUGCAGUCGGUUCCAGGGGUAACGGUGGUGGCGGCAGAUCGUGACCCCACAGCUUUCCAAAUGGCUCAGCAUUUAGCUGAAGAAUACCCGGGCCAGGUGAAGCCAGUACUAGGUAGGUUCAGUGAGCUGAAUAACCUGCUCCCAGCACUGGGUUUGGGUCCAGGAGGUGUGGAUGCUGCCCUUCUGGAUGCUGGAUGCUCCUCCAUGCAGAUGGAUUCAGCAGAGAGGGGCUUCUCCCUCAGCAAGGAUGGACCGCUAGACAUGAGGAUGGAUGGAGACAGGUACCCCGACAUGCCCUGCGCGGCUGACGUGGUCAACGCCUUAGAUCAACAGGCGCUUGCGUCCAUGCUGGCCGCGUACGGGGAGGAGCGGCACACCAGGAAAAUUGCGGCGGCCAUCGCACAGGCACGCAGCGUCUACCCCAUCGGCCGGACCCUGCAACUGGCCAGCAUCGUAGCAGGAGCGUUUCCAGCCAGCGCGCUGUAUGCCCGGCGUGACCGCCUGCAGCGCCCUUCACACGUUGCCACCAAAACCUUCCAGGCCUUACGGAUAUUCGUGAACGACGAGCUCAAUGAGUUGCACGCUGGCCUGCGUGUGGCGCAGACCCUGCUCCGUCCCAAGGGCCGACUCUGUGUUCUCACCUUCCACUCCUUGGAGGACCGGCUGACCAAGCGUUUCCUCCGUGGAGAGGACCUGGCCGCCCCACCUCGCCGCAGCCUUCGCCAGCGAGCCAAAGCCCAGAUUCGGUUAGAGGAAGAGGAGCACGAGGAGGAGGAAGAGAACGAAGAAGAGGAGAAAGGACGAGAGAGCAAAUAUUGGGUCAGUCUGAAGAAGGUGAUAAAGCCAAGUGAGGAAGAGGUGCAGGAAAACCCAAGAGCUCGAUCAGCUAAACUCAGAACAGCAGUAAGACGAUAGAGAACAACGCAAACUCAAACAGAGACAGUGAAACUGAUGCUUUUUACUAAGUUAACUACACUCUCAGGAAAAAGGUACAAAGCUGUCAUUAAGGCUGUAGCCUAAGGUACAAAAGCUAAAAUGUACAUGUACAUCUUUGCACCCUAUUUACCCCUAAAUGGUUCAUAUUAGUACUUAAAGGGUUAGUUCAUCCAAAAAAUUAACAUUAGCCCAUAUUUUACUCACCCUCGAGGCAUCCUAGGUGUAUAUGAAUUUCUUCUUUCAGACGAAUCCAAUCGGCGUUAUAUUAAAAAUUGUUCUUGCUCUUCCAAGCUUUAGAAUGGCAGUAGGCGGGUGUUGGAUAUUUUGGAUAUUUUUCUUACAAAAAACGCAUCGAUUCACUACAGGAGGCCUUUAUUCACCCCCCCGGAGCCGUGUGAGGCAUGUUUUAUUAUGGAUGGAUGUGCUUUAUUUGACUACUUUUGGACUGUUGAAAAAAAAAAAAAAAAACCUACCUGCUGCCAUUAUAAAGCUUUGAAGAGAAAGGAUCAUUUUUAAUAUAACUCCGAUUGGAUUUGUCUGAAAGAAGAAAGUCUUAUACACCUAGGAUGCCUUGAGGGUGAGUAAAACAUGGGCUAAUGUUCAUUUUUGGGUGAACUAACCCUUUAAAAGGCACAUAUUAGAUCUUAAAGUGCAUAUAUUAAUAAUGGCAGUUUUGUCCCUUUCUUGUGUACACAUGUAGUUUUAUUCACAUCAGUGUGAUUCAUUCAUUCUGAAGUAGUACAAAAUAAACAAUAGCACUCCAGACAUCGUUUUUUUUUAUUUGUUGUUCAAAUGUUAGGGGAGUUGCCCUAGUGAACAAUAAAUAUACUAAAAUGUUUUUGAAAUACAUUUUUCAUGCUAAUUACACUACAUUUACAUAUUUAUGUGCUUAAUGAAAAUACCCUGCAAUUGUACUUUUGGUAUACUAAACCGAUAUACUUAAAUUGGAACAACAAAUGUUUGUACUUAAUGCACUUAAAUUGUGUGGAAGUAGUACUGAAGUCCAACUAAAGAUAUAUUUAAGUAUAUUUGAUUGUGCUAAAGUGGAACUAUUGUAAGUAUACUUCUGGUACACUUUAAAUAUCUUGCAUUUAAAGACAUUAUUCAAAGAUCAUACAAUCCUCAUCAAUAGUGACAUUAAAACACAUUUUAGGCUUAAUAUUAAGAAAUGUGCAUUGUGCACAAAUACUCCAAAUAAAGUUGAAUUAUCAUUUUUAUUUCAGAA
Molecule: messenger RNA, 2515 nt
Organism: Onychostoma macrolepis
Lineage: Eukaryota; Metazoa; Chordata; Actinopteri; Cypriniformes; Cyprinidae
Gene: mettl15
Product: methyltransferase 15, mitochondrial 12S rRNA N4-cytidine
Exons: 6
Coding region: 49-1269 (406 amino acids)
Biological process (GO): rRNA base methylation
Molecular function (GO): rRNA (cytosine-N4-)-methyltransferase activity
Source: RefSeq, a predicted model, not a curated record